Pichia membranifaciens NRRL Y-2026 is the source of this 1544-nucleotide messenger RNA. RefSeq lists its product as hypothetical. The transcript has a single exon. Bases 125 to 1360 code for a protein of 411 amino acids. Lineage: Eukaryota; Fungi; Ascomycota; Pichiomycetes; Pichiales; Pichiaceae. The record is from RefSeq and is a predicted model, not a curated record.
GGAGGUGGUGGGGGAUAGUGAUGGUCUUGAUCGAGAUAGUCUAUCUUCCUGUGGAUGCGUCCAUAAGCUCUUGUGCUAAAAAGACGCUUUGCGGUAGAAUAGUAGCUGCAGCGUAGAAUCAACGAUGUUCACGGUCAACCAGCUUAACAACAGAUACAACCUUUCCGAGGAUGACAUCCGCAAGAUGAAGACGGUCUACGAGACCAUAGCAUACUCCUUCAAAGGUCCUUUGCCCACAGAGGACUUUAAGGCUCUUGAGAUGGAGCAUUACACGGAUGAGAGGGGGUCCACACAGUUUUUCUACCUCACAUCGGAGACGGGGGAAGUGGCUUCGGUGACCGAGAUUGUGCCACGUAGCGGUAACCACGACAACAGCACCAACCUCUUGGUGACGAUGGUGUUCACCAACCCGAAGUACAGAAGACGGGGACUUAUUGCAAAGCUCAUAAACUGGGUUAUUAACUUCUACGAGACAGGGGUGCUUGAGAGUGACGAAACGCUGCUGCUUUCGGAUUCCAUCAGGAAAGAAGAGUGCAGGGCCUACGUCGACUCCAUUUUGCCCCAGGCACUCAGGGCAUCGAAACGGAUACAUUGGUCGUUGUACAGCAUCAUUGGCGACUACUACAAGCAGUUUGGGUUCGUGGGAUGUGAGGAUAUCACCUGGCUGGAAAUCACGGCCACGGCACUUGCGCAGGAAGAUAAGGCUGUCCAGGGAAAAGACUUCACGGCUGAUGCUCGGACAGAGAGACUGCUAACCGCAGGCGAUUUGAAGGAAUACUUCUUUGACGACGAGUACGCGCUACCCAAGGUCAUCGACGAACAUCUGCUCAACUGCGAUGCUGAGGAGUCCUCCUUCCCGGGCUUCAUCGAAAGAAUCCAGUCGUACGUGAAGAUGCAUGAGUCUGAAAUCGAGAACAGCAAGUUCUUCGAGACAUGCGGCAUCCUCAUCACCGACCCUCACAAUGCAGACAUCAAGACGAUCGUCUUCAUUUGCCCGUUCUUCUUCAUCAAUAGAAUUGUCGUCAACAGGGUUUACACCAGCGCUCCGGACAUCAGCACAUUCCAACACCAGUGGCAGAGAGCCUCCCAGUUUGUCCACAAUUACGCCGCAACCACAUGGACCACUCUUCCAUGCUUGCAGAGCGUCCCUGCGGCGGACAAAGUCAUCAUGUUGGCAGACAACGACUUUGUGAGCAAGAACGGCGCAAUCAGCAAGACCGAGAUGGUCGAGGUGAUUACAAAAAAUUCCAGCUGGACCAACAAGGGCAUUGGAGCCGUCCUCCCUAUGAUCAGAGACUGGACACAGCACAAAGAGCAGCCUUCCAGACUCGCCAACAACGGCCAUUGGAGUUUCUUGUGACACUCCUGAUAGAAACAUGUAUAGUAGACCCAGGAAGGAAGAGAAUCGAAAAUGGGCCUUCACGACGACGCGUCGCCUGAUGCGGAAGCGUAUUUAUUUAUUUACUCGUUUAUUUACAUGGUUAUUUUUCUCGUAUCCCCAAAGAAGAAUAGAUAUUACAACAACGAAACACGCUAUUUUCAGC